GCACCAGUCUCGAUCCAACAGCACGCCGCGCCGCUCGCCCUCAUCCCGCCAGGGAAAGCAUGAUACUACUUUACAACUGAAUCACGAGUGUCACACAAACUUUAGACUUGUUACAUGAAAGGGAAGAAAUUAGUGAACAAGAUGCCGGAAGGAAUCGAGCCCGUGUCCAGGGUCAUCUACCGCGAAGUCACGCCGGAGCUGUCCCAGCACAUGUUGACGGAUGUGGACAAGCUGCCGGCGGUGCAGCUCGGUGACUUCCUGCUGCAGAUAGAGCUGGACGAACCGAGCGACACUUUCCGGGAGAUCGCGCGCAAGGAGCUGCGGGAGACGCCAGAAGUCACCGGGCCCGCCAUUGCCGAGCUCAAGAGACUGCUAGAAGCGGACAAGGACUUACACGUUCCACUGGAAAGUGAUGCCUGGCUGGUCAGAUUCUUGCGACCCUGCAAGUUCUACCCCGAAAGCGCAUAUGAGCUGAUCAAACGUUACUACGUUUUUAAGGUGAAGCACGCGAAGCACUACGAUGGUCUGAUGCCCAGCAAAGAGCAAAACAUCUUUUACCAGGACAUACUGUCGGUGCUGCCCACGCGCGACCAAUUGGGCCGGCGUAUUCUGGUCGUCGAGUUGGGCAAACGCUGGAAGCCAAGUAAAUGUACACUGGACGAGGCUUUCAAAGGCUGUGUUCUAUUCCUCGAAGCGGCAAUGAUGGAGCCAGUGUCACAAAUCUGCGGCGCGCAAGUCAUCAUGGACAUGGAGGGGCUGUCCAUGCAGCAGGUCUGGCAGUUCACACCGCAAUUUGCUAAGCGGCUACUAGACUGGCUUCAGGAAAGCAUACCACUGCGAAUCAAAGGCGUGUUCAUAGUGAACCAGCCGUACAUCUUCAACAUGGUGUACCAACUGUUCAAGCCGUUCCUCAAGGAGAAGCUGCGCUCGCGGCUAUUGUUCGUGGGCAAGGACUGGGAGCUGCUUCACAAGCACGUGAGCCCCAAGUGCCUGCCGGAGGCGUACGGCGGCACGCUCAGCACCCCCAAGGUGACCGGCCCGCAGUGGCUGGAGCUGCUCAUGAUGUGUGAUAAGGAAUUUAGUGCCAUCGCGUCGUACGGGUAUGUGAAAAAGUAAUUGGUGUAUAUGUGUGGCAGCGCGCACACGUGUAGUGAUUAUUGGUGCAAACUAUAAAACCAA
Messenger RNA from Cydia amplana, 1179 nucleotides. RefSeq names its product alpha-tocopherol transfer protein-like. Gene Ontology annotation, molecular function: phosphatidylinositol bisphosphate binding. The record is from RefSeq and is a predicted model, not a curated record. The transcript has 7 exons. Gene Ontology annotation, cellular component: membrane. Lineage: Eukaryota; Metazoa; Arthropoda; Insecta; Lepidoptera; Tortricidae. Bases 115 to 1116 code for a protein of 333 amino acids.